UAUCCUAGUUUCUACCAAAAAAAAAAAAAAAAAAUCCUAGUAGACGGCGAGGGUGGUCUCCGCCGCUCGACCAGCAUGAAAGCCUUAACCCGAUUCUCUCUCCCCUCUCCGCCGCCGCGCUGCGGCUGGCCCAACCCCAACCACCCAAAUCCACUUCCAAACCAUCUCUCCUUCGCCUCCGCCUCCUCCUCCUCCGCCGCCGCCGCUUCCCUCUCUGCCUCCGCCCACCCCUCCCUGGAUAAGCCCCCCGUGGUGGUAGUGGGCUCCGCCAACGCCGACAUCUACGUAGAGAUCGACCGCCUCCCUCGCGAGGGCGAGACAGUCGCUGCCCGCACCGGUCAGACUCUCGCCGGUGGCAAGGGCGCCAACCAGGCCUGCUGUGGCGGCCGCCUCGCGCACCCCACCUACUUCGUCGGCCAGGUCGGAGACGAUGCUCACGGUCGCCUCAUCGAGGACGCCCUCAGCUCCGGCAACGUCCGCCUCGACCGCCUCUCCCGUGUUGCCGGCGCCCCCACCGGCCACGCCAUCGUGAUGCUCCAGUCCGAUGGCCAGAACUCCAUCAUCAUUGUCGGCGGGGCCAACAUGAGCUGCUGGCCGGACGACCCCAGGGAGGAGGACUUGAAGGUGAUCCGGAGGGCUGGGGUGCUGCUGCUGCAGCGCGAGAUUCCCGAUCGGGUCAAUAUCCAGGUUGCUCAGGUUGCAAAAAGUGCAGGUGUUCCAGUUAUUCUAGAUGCUGGAGGGGUGGAAGCUCCUGUUCCCAAGGAACUCUUGAACUUUGUGGAUAUUUUCAGUCCAAAUGAAACAGAGUUGGCGCGCUUGACAAGAAUGGCAACAGAGACAUUUGAACAGAUCAGUCAAGCUGCUAUAAAAUGCCAUAAAAUGGGAGUAAAACAGAUCUUAGUGAAACUUGGGGCAAAGGGAUCAGCUCUAUUUGUUGAAGGGGAGCAACCGAUUAGACAACCUAUAAUUCCUGCUGCAAAAGUUCUUGAUGCCACUGGAGCCGGCGAUACCUUCACUGCAGCGUUUGCCGUGGCUAUGGUUGAGGGCAAGCCCAACAAAGAAUGCAUGAGAUUUGCUUCUGCAGCAGCUUCUCUGUGUGUUCAAGUGAAGGGAGCCAUCCCAAGCAUGCCUGCUAGGACUGCAGUUAUCGAGCUCCUUCAAUCUAUCCAAGUAGAGGAUGUCAUGAAAAUAAGUGAUUAACAAAAUUGAGUGUCAUACUAUAAAAAUAAAUUUGCACUUACUGUCCUCCUUUUGUUUCUUGGACUUAUUUGACCCUGAAUGUCCGAAAGCUGUUAGAUGUAUGCUUCCCUUUGAUUCACCAUUAGCUUAUGGUUUCCAGAAGUUAUUUUGUGGAUUCUGUCGCUGCCCAGCAGUUAGAAGCAGCUUUGUUCAAUUACAAUUUUCAGAGCUUUGAUUGCAGGAUGCAUUAAUCUUCA
Phoenix dactylifera (date palm) is the source of this 1436-nucleotide messenger RNA. RefSeq names its product pfkB-like carbohydrate kinase family protein. Gene Ontology annotation, biological process: D-ribose metabolic process. Gene Ontology annotation, molecular function: ribokinase activity. Lineage: Eukaryota; Viridiplantae; Streptophyta; Magnoliopsida; Arecales; Arecaceae. The record is from RefSeq and is a predicted model, not a curated record.